Messenger RNA from Trichomycterus rosablanca, 1510 nucleotides. It is a transcript of the gene syt1b, whose product is annotated as synaptotagmin Ib. Bases 1 to 1248 code for a protein of 415 amino acids. Lineage: Eukaryota; Metazoa; Chordata; Actinopteri; Siluriformes; Trichomycteridae. The transcript is spliced from 9 exons. Gene Ontology annotation, biological process: calcium ion-regulated exocytosis of neurotransmitter; regulation of calcium ion-dependent exocytosis; synaptic vesicle endocytosis. Gene Ontology annotation, molecular function: calcium-dependent phospholipid binding; calcium ion binding; phosphatidylserine binding. The record is from RefSeq and is a predicted model, not a curated record. Gene Ontology annotation, cellular component: axon; synaptic vesicle membrane; plasma membrane.
AUGAGAAUGACCCCACUUCCUGGAUUUACCACAUCUGUGCAGAAGCUGAAUGGCUCAGAGGCACUCAGACCCACUGAGGCUGCACCCACUCAUGCCCAGUCACAAAAUACACCAGGAGAUGGGUCAAUUUCUACUAUCAGAUACAAAUUUCUGAAUGAAAUUCAUAAAGUCAACUUACCCUCUUGGGCUUUGGUGGCACUGAGCUUCAUCCUCAUCCUUUUGGCAUUCAGCUGCUGCUUCUGCAUCUGCAGCAAGUUUGUGUUCAAGAGAAAAAAGGAAAAACCUGAAAAAGAAAAAAGCAAAAAGGACCGUAUUGGAAUGACGACGGUUAAAGAUGAGGGCGCAAUGCAGACUUUACAUCAUGAUCCUAAAUCUAAGAAGGAGCUGAAUACAAAAGAGGAUGUGAAGCUUGGCAGACUGCAGUUCACACUCGACUACAACUUUACUGAUAGCACACUUAUUGUAGGUGUGAUCCAGGCUGCAGAUCUGGCUGCCAUGGAUAUGAACGGGACAUCUGAUCCAUAUGUCAAGCUGUAUCUCCUCCCAGACAAGAAAAAGAAGUUUGAGACUAAAAUCUACAGAAAGACCUUGAACCCUACUUUCAAUGAGCACUUUAUGUUUAAGGUUCCAUACACAGAGCUGGGAGGAAAGACAUUAGUCAUGACAGUGUAUGACUUUGACCGGUUCUCCAAGCAUGAUGCCAUCGGAGAUGUAAGGGUGCAGAUGAACAAAGUUGAUUUUAGUUAUGUUACAGAGGAAUGGAGAGACCUGCAGAAGGCACAAAAUGAGGAGCAGGAGCGGUUGGGUGAUAUUUGCCUGUCCCUGCGUUACGUUCCCACAUCAGGUAAACUGACUGUUGUCAUUUUGGAAGCCAAAAACCUUAAGAAAAUGGAUGUCGGUGGACUCUCAGACCCUUAUGUAAAGAUUCACCUGAUGCAAAAUGGCAAAAGGCUAAAGAAGAAGAAAACAACAAUAAAGAAAAACACCCUGAACCCAUAUUACAAUGAAUCAUUCAGCUUUGAAGUUCCAUCUGAACAAAUACAGAAGGUGCAGGUUGUACUGACAGUCCUAGACUACGACAAGAUUGGCAAGAAUGAUGCCAUUGGGAAGAUCUUUGUAGGAAUGAACAGCUCAGGGACUGAGCAGCGUCACUGGGAGGACAUGCUGGCUACUCCAAGAAGACCUAUUGCUCAGUGGCAUGCCCUAAAAGCUAGGGAAGAUGUGGAUCCAGAGCUAUCAAAGAAAUAAUUUAUUGUGUAGGUUACUGUAAUAUACUGGUCAAACAGCUGUAAUUACAGUAUAUACUGUUGAAAAGUGUACUGUAUGUGUAAGGAUUACAUUUAACAUACUUCCCAAUCAGUGGUACUCCCAGUGCAGAGACCACUCCUACCUCAUGUGUUUUUGGUCAUUUUAACUAUUUCCAGGGGCACCACUACAAUUUUUGGGCCCCCCUGAAACCAUCUGAAAUUUACAUUACUCUCAAUAAAACUGGUCCUUUAAUAAUCCUUAA